CGCGCGGCUGCAUUAUAUCACAGACGCGCGCGCGCUCUCGCGCCGAUAGCAUCUCACGCAGAGAGAUCAUCGACUCUCUCCAUCUCUCUCUCUCUCUCUCUCUCUCUCUCUCUCUCUCUCUCUCUUUACUCCUGUGUACGACUCGUCCGCGGCGCACAGCGCGAUUAUGCGGGAUUCGUGCAGUAGGUAGUCAGUCGCCGGCCGUAGUCUGUCGCGCUUCGUUUCCGGAUUCCGAGAGUACUUUGCUGCCGAGGAUUUUCACUGCUGAUACAUAGUUGGAGCGACUGCAGUGCCGGAAUCGUAUCACAUUGCAUUAUUAUAUAGAUGCCUUAAUUAGCACAUUGAACGCAGUAUAAUUUUUCUCAGCUACUAUACUUUUCAACGUACAGGAUUCGAAGAUGUCGCCGCUAGUGCUGGGAAUAGACGUCGGCACGACGUCUGUCAAAGUUGUGAUCGUCCAGAAGGAGACACAGCUAAUCUUGGCUAAUCAAUCGAAGGAUACGCAAGCUAAUGUGCCAAGCGACCUGGGAAUCGAGGGGAACAAACAGGAUGUGCCGAAGAUUCUUUCGGCCAUCCAUAAUUGUGUGUCCCGACUCCCCAAGGACUUGCUGCGACAGGUUGAAAGCAUCGGAAUCUGCGGACAGAUGCACGGCAUGACACUGUGGCAGCUACCAAACGAGUGUUCCUACAAGGAUAACGGCGUGUUCAAGCUCGACAUCGACAAAGACAAGGUGUCGAAUCUCUACACAUGGCAAGACGGUCGCUGCGACAUCGACUUUCUCAAUUCCCUGCCCAAGUCCAAGAGCCACCUGCCCGUACAUACCGGCUUCGGAUGUGCCACGCUAUUUUGGUUUGCCAAGAAUAAGCCGGAAAAGCUGAAAAAGUACGACCGCUGCGGAACAGUCCAGGACCUCGUAGUGAGUCUACUCUGUGACAACGACGAUGUAAAAAUGAGCUCGCAAAACGCAGCUAGUUGGGGCUACUUCCUCACCGAGCCUCGAGAGUGGGACAGAGAAGCCCUGGAAGCCGGGGGCUUCCCUAUGCACCUGCUGCCUUCGGAGAUACUAUCACCAGGACAGGUGGCUGGUACGCUGGCUCAUAACUGGUUCGGAAUACCCGCCGGCGUGACAAUAGGGGUGGCCCUGGGAGACCUGCAGUGCUCAGUGUUUGCAUUAUUGAAGGAGCCGACGGAUGCGGUUCUGAAUAUUUCAACCUCAGCCCAACUGGCCUACGUCCACCCGACUUUCCGACCGGAGACGAUUAACGAGUCACAAAAGAUCGAGUACUUUCCGUACUUCGGCGACAAGUAUCUCGCGGUAGCGGCAUCUCUCAACGGCGGCAACACUCUCGCAACUUUCGUCAAGUCUCUCCAGCAGUGGACGCUGGAACUGGGCUUUUCAGUGCCUCAAUCCAAAGUUUGGGACAAACUGAUAGCGUUGGGCAAGGACGACAGCUCUAUCAGCGACAUGACGAUUGUUCCGACUUUACUGGGCGAGCGAUAUGCGCCUGAUCAGACGGCCAGCGUUACCGGCAUAACUCUCGACACUCUGCAUUUGGGAAAUAUCUUUCGAGCUUUAUGCUCCGGCAUCAUAAAGAACCUACACGACAUAAUGUCGAGGGAGGAACUGGAAUCAGUGGGAAUCUGUCGGAUCGUGGGCAACGGUUCGGGCCUCGUUCGCAACCCUGUCUUACAGAAGGAAGUUUCGCGCUGGUACAGCCUUCCCCUCGAAUUAGGACACACAGGAGACGCAGCUCUCGGCGCUGCUCUGGCCAUGUUCAAGGCGGACGAGUGACACUGCGAUUCGCGCGUCUUGUGGAUAUUCCGCACGAGCCACUGAUUAUCCUGCGCGCGAUUUUACACUGUGAUUUUCAUGAUGUGUAUUAGAUACUGUUAAAGUGCGAUGGACGUGUCGAUGAAAGUGUGAGGUGAAGAAGUUUUUUGCGAAAGCACUAUGGGAAUAUGCAUUACACGUUGCAUACGAAUGAAUAUUCGAUAAGAUGGCAAAACAAUCAGAAGACGGGGGAAAAUUAUAGAACUGUGCGUUUAGUAUAUACUAUUUGAAGGAAUUAAAUGAUAACAAAAUUAGUCAUGCAUGUAAAUAUAUAGUGUAAAUGUGUAUUUUUCUUACGUUUUUUCCUUGCCUUUUUUUGUCUAUCUGAUAAGUGAUGGAAAAUUAUGAAUGUAUAUUUUUUAGAGUCUUUCCCUGGUAGAAGUGACCCUAAGAACUGGCCAUUUAUUAGGUAGUAACUAGGUUAAAUCAUAAGAACUGGCCAGUUACUAGCCUGUUCUUAGACACAUUUCUACCAGGGCUUUAAUAAGUCGUGCUAGGCGUAUUUAUUGGUUGUUAGGGCUUCAGAAAUAUAUUCGAGUUUUCUUUGAAAGUAUAUAGAAUUGUGUAUUUUGAUAUAUAGAUUUAAAAAAUCCAGCGAGUCUUAAAGGAACUAAAUUCAUUAUAUAUCAUUAAACUACGUUUAUGGCUUGUGAGAUAGAGUUGCUCAAAAAAAGCUUUAUUUGCAUUCCCUGUGUUACAUAAUUAUAAUAAAAAAAUUACGAAAAUACAA
Nasonia vitripennis (jewel wasp) is the source of this 2562-nucleotide messenger RNA. RefSeq names its product sedoheptulokinase. Gene Ontology annotation, biological process: carbohydrate metabolic process. The coding region runs from base 399 to 1793 and encodes 464 amino acids. Gene Ontology annotation, molecular function: sedoheptulokinase activity. The record is from RefSeq and is a predicted model, not a curated record. Gene Ontology annotation, cellular component: cytosol. The transcript has 9 exons. NCBI's taxonomy places the organism in Eukaryota, Metazoa, Arthropoda, Insecta, Hymenoptera, Pteromalidae.